UCAGUAGACUCGCUGUUGAACGUUGACGUGUGUUUCGUCUGCUUCAUUCGUUGUACAAAAGCGGACAAGAGUGUUUUAUAAAGUCACAGCAGUCUUUUGCAAUAAAUAUUUGUAUUGUAGUUUAGUGAGGUCGUUUACCUAACACCAAGUAACUGCUGUAUACCUACAAUGUUUCGAACACAACAAUUAUUAAACCGCCCGGCUAUUCCACUUGUCCAACUGCUGGAUUUCGUCCCACGACCUGGUAUGCGAUGGAUUGUUAGUGGGAAACCUAAACCGUCUAGCGAAGGAUUUAGCAUUAAUUUCAAAGUUGGGCCAGCAGAGCAAGAUGACAUCGCAUUUCACUUCAACCCAAGGUUUGUCAAGCGACAAGUUGCGCGAAACGCGAGAACAAACAUGGCGUGGCGUUCAGAUCAUGAAGACUCGACUCCUUACUUUCCAUUUGAAAAAUACAAACACUUUCAAGUUGAGAUUACGUGUUUGGCCGAUACGUUCAAGGUCAAGGUAAACGGGGAAAGUUUCACUAAGUUCAAGCACCGCUACGACCUUCACCGUAUCACACACUUAAACAUAGAUGGUCAGGUCGAUGUGGAUUCAGUGGAGUUUGGAUACGUGGGAAGCGACAGGAACAUCCAGGAACGUUUCGUUACAUUCCACAACCCGAAAUCAAUGUUUACUUUACCGUUGGAACGCCGUCUCACUUCAGGAUAUGAAAUAACCAUAAUUGGACGAGCCACUGCUCACAUGUUUGGGUUUAACUACCACUGUGGUCCGGAUCCGACAAACGAUUAUGCUUUCCGAUUCUUUCCCGAUUUUGGAACUCAAAGAGUUGUUCGUAAUUUUAUGAUCAAUAAAGUUUGGAAUCCUAAUCCUGAAGUCAUUUCAUCUUACUUUCCGUUCAGACAGAGAGAGCUGUUCACCAUACGCUGUGUUUGUCAUAACGAUAAGUUCUCGGUGUAUGUGAACGAUGUUCACUUCUGCGACUUCACAUACAAGGUGCCGCUCUACCGCAUAUCUUUUUUUGAAAUCGAUGGCGGGAUUGACAUUGAAAACAUCACUGUUCAAUGGCAACCAUUAGAAGACCCAAGAUACCAACAGCAACAAGAACGUUGUGAGAGCUAAAGGUCUAAACCUAUUUUUUAAGAAUGACAUUUUCAGAGGACAGACAAACGACUUGUAUUGUAAUGCCAAUGUAUAAAUUAUGUAGCCCAAAACUAUAGUAUACUUGCUGGUAGCGUAACUGGUGUACGUAAAGAUAAUUUCUACAAAAUAUAUAGCAGUAUGGGGAAAGAUGGUACACCUUUUCAUUUAAUUUUCUUGUCCCAUUUGGUAUUAAACAAAAACAUUAAAAAGAAUUAUAAAACCGUAACCUCACGACUCUCAUGGGCCGCUAUUAAUUGUUUAAAACACGGUAAGGAAAUUUGGAUAAUAUGUGCUAAAGGUGUCCCGUCUUUCCCCAACCGACCAUACAAUAUAUAUUUGUAUAUAUGUUUGUAUUAGGUAUCUUAAAUGCGUAAAAUUUGUGUAUUUUUUGUUUAUCAUAUUGUAGUUUAUUUUAUUUUUAACUGUAAACAGUUCCAUUGUUUUUAACUUGAAUCCGCCAAUUUUAUUACGGCAAAAACUUAUCAGCCAGCACACAACAAAAUAAAAACAAUAAUCUCA
Molecule: messenger RNA, 1662 nt
Organism: Ciona intestinalis (vase tunicate)
Lineage: Eukaryota; Metazoa; Chordata; Ascidiacea; Phlebobranchia; Cionidae
Source: RefSeq, a predicted model, not a curated record